AUGUAUGGACUUUCUGGUGAUCACGUCAUGGUAGUCUCGAAGUACUUUAAGACAAUUAACGACUUCAUCAAUUUAGAAUUGGUAUGCAAAAAGUUCCGUGGUAAUAUGGAAAAGUUUCACUUCAACCCAAUUCCGUUAAAUUCAAAAACAUUUAAAUACUUUCCAAACAUUGAGACACUUCAUUUGUGGGAUAUAGACGAUGAAGGCUUUUUCGAUGGAUUUCUAAUCAACGCAAAAGAAAAGAAAAAAUGUGGAGAUAAAGCUGUUUCAAAGAAAAAGUUAUGUCUUAUUGUGUGGUUUGAAGUUGAUUUUGAAACAAUCGACAGAAUUCAAAGUCGAAAAAUCAAAUAUCAAAAUGUUACUUACACUCAAUAUAAUAGAAAGAAAUAUGGUAAUAACAUACCAUCGGGUGUAAGUUCCAUUGAUGAUAUGUGUUUCGAUGGAUGUAGUAAUCUAAGCAGUGUUAUAAUACCAUCAAGUGUUACAUCAAUUGGGAAUUAUUGUUUUUAUGAAUGUAGUAAUUUAAGAAGUCUAACAAUACCAUUGGGUGUUAUAUCAAUUGGUUAUAAUUGUUUUAAUAAAUGCAGCAGUUUAAGCAGUGUCAUAAUUCCACCAAGUGUUACAUCACUUGGUGAAUAUUGUUUCGGUGAAUGUAGUAAUAUAUGCAGUGUCAUUAUACCAUCAAGUGUGAGAUCAAUUGGCGAUUAUUGUUUUUAUAAAUGUAAAAGUUUAAGCAGUAUUAACAUUUCACCAAUUGUUACAUCUAUUGGCGAUUAUUGUUUUGAUGAAUGCAGUAGUUUAAGCAGUAUUACAAUACCAUCGAGUGUUAUAUCAAUAAAUGAUAAUUGUUUUUUAUCGAACACUAUAGUUCAUCAAAGCAAAUGA
Entamoeba invadens IP1 is the source of this 885-nucleotide messenger RNA. RefSeq lists its product as hypothetical. The coding region runs from base 1 to 885 and encodes 294 amino acids. Lineage: Eukaryota; Evosea; Mastigamoebida; Endamoebidae. The transcript has a single exon. The record is from RefSeq and is a predicted model, not a curated record.